GACUUCAAGGCCUUGGACUUGACWGUCGGUGUACUUUUCGCUACGCAGGGAGGAGUCCGACAUUUGUUUCUUUAUCAAAGUGACAUAUUACUAGAUUUAUGCUCAAACUUAAAGAUGUUUUGCCACGCCUGUCCACUACGUAGCCCGUGCGUGUCAAUAAUGUAAAGCUAUCGACAGAUAUUCUGAUAAUUUUCGGCCAAAAAAGAUCGAAGGAAACAGGAAGGCGGAACAAGGUCCAGAUUGGUUUCAGACAAAUACCAGAAGACUUCCACAACUACAGGUCAUUCACACUAAGCUUUGACUGCUUCAUUAGUAAAUAAUUCACCAAAGGUGUUCAAACUAAUUACSCUGCACCACCACAUGCGACCAUGUCCAUGGCCCUGAAACAAGUCUUCAACAAAGAUAGGACAUUCCGACCCAAGCGCAAGUUCGAGCCCGGGACGCAGCGGUUCGAGCUCCACAAGAAGGCGCAGGCGUCCYUGAACGCGGGCCUGGACCUGAAGCAGGCCGUGCAGCUGCCCCACGGCGAGGACCUCAACGACUGGGUGGCGGUCCACGUGGUCGACUUCUUCAACCGCAUCAACCUCAUCUAUGGCACCAUCAGUGACUCGUGCACCGACCAGACCUGCCCGGUCAUGUCCGGCGGGCCCAAGUACGAAUACCGCUGGCAGGACGAGCACAAGUACAAGAGGCCGACGGCCCUGUCAGCCCCCAAAUACAUGAGCCUGCUCAUGGACUGGAUCGAGGUACAGAUCAACAAUGAGAACAUCUUCCCCACCAAUGUCGGUACUCCCUUCCCUAAGUGCUUCAUGCAGGUGGCYAAGAAGAUUUUGUCACGUCUGUUCCGGGUGUUCGUCCACGUCUACAUCCACCACUUCGACCGUGUCACCCAGAUGGGUGCCGAGGCUCACGUCAACACCUGCUACAAGCAUUUCUAUUACUUUGUCACCGAGUUCAACCUGACGGACCACAAAGAGCUGGAACCUCUGAAAGAGAUGACUGCUCGAAUGUGCCACUGAGGGACCUGCGGACACGUCGGAUGAACGCCUCCGUCCAUCUUCAAGACUGAACCCGAGUGCGAAGAGCAAACAAAUUCAGAGUCUAUUUUUAUAUUUAAGUACUGUAAUCUAUUUUAGCCACAUACUGUAGGUUUUAACAAAGAACCUUGAAGAGUGAGGCGUUCUGUUCCUUUUAAAAAAAAAAGAGAAAAAUCCAUUCAGACUUCGUAUUGCAGCACAGUAUUAAAAGGUGUAUGUUUGUGUUUAUGUUUUUCUAUUUUUAUUUGAACUGCAAUCAUUCCAGGAUACUAUCAACUUUCUCUUUGAUUUAAAAUGAUCUCAAAUUAGGACGAUUUCUUACUGUAAGAUUAUAAAAUCAUGUUGCAACAUUAAAGUGAUCUCUUCUCUGUUAUUAUUUUGAAUUAGUCCAUUAAUAUUUAAAUAAAAACUGACUGGUUUUAAGUAAA
Austrofundulus limnaeus is the source of this 1465-nucleotide messenger RNA. RefSeq names its product MOB kinase activator 3A (gene mob3a). Lineage: Eukaryota; Metazoa; Chordata; Actinopteri; Cyprinodontiformes; Rivulidae. Bases 369 to 1019 code for a protein of 216 amino acids. The transcript is spliced from 4 exons. The record is from RefSeq and is a predicted model, not a curated record.